UACAUUUGGUGUAACUGUAGUCCAUGCUUAUCAGGUGAGGUAAUGUAUAAUUAGACUGCUUGAGAUAAUGAUUGAUCAGUUGGACUUUAUGAUUUGCAAUUCUACGUACAAAGCGGCCUCGUCAUGUCAUAUACUGGUGUUAAUUAUUACAUUGUGAGCCAGGGACUGGUAAUAUACUGAUGGACUGUUUUCAUCCGAAACACAGCCACUACUAGAGCAUAAUCCAUUUGUCUCUUUUCUUUUAAAGAACACCUUUAUUAUCUUUUUUUUAACGAAUCUAUUUAUCAAAUGACGUUUUUAAGUUCAAAUGUGAAAUUUUCGGACGUUGACCACAAUCGAUUGUUUGGAUCAAAAUGGCGUCAUACACAUGGACCAUGAGUGAUAAUUUGAGAAAAAAAGCUGAACUUGAACUUGGAGAGACACCUAGCGUGAGGGAAAGUGCGAUACAAAAGCUCAGGGAACGCAUGGAAGAGCGAAAUGAUAUAGUAUUCAAUACCGAUUCCAGAUUUUUGAUACGUUUUUUACGCGCGAAAAAGUUUGAUGUAGAUCGUGCAUACAAAUCGAUUGUAAAGUACUACGAACUUCAUGUUAAACAUCCAGAUUUUUUUGAAAAAUACCACCCAACUGGUAUCAAACAUGUUUUAGAUGAUGGCUACCCCUACGUACUGGAAUCAACUGAUAGUGAAGGAAGACAUAUAGUAGCUAUGAAGACAGGUCAUUGGGAUCCAAGAGAAUAUCCGAUUACUGACAUCGCUCUAGCUCUCUUUAUGGUGAUUGAUCAACUUGUAGAAGACGAAGCUGCACAAAUCAAUGGUGUCAUCCUUCUCUUUGAUCUUGAAGGAGUCAAUAUAUCUCAGGCCAUGUGUUUGACCCCUUCAGUUGCUAAGAAACUUACUUCUAUAUUCCAGAACUGUGUACCAGUAAGAGUUCAGGGAAUUCAUUUCAUCAAUGAAAGUUUACUAUUCGAUGGAGCCUUUACGAUAAUCAAACCAUUCAUGCAAGAGAAGAUCAGAAAACGGGUCAGACUACACGGUCAGAACUUGGAAACUCUCCACGAAUACCUAUUACCUUCCAUACUUCCAGACACGUUCGGUGGAGAGAUAAUCAACUAUGAUUCGUUACCAUGGCGACAAGCAUUCUUGGAGAGGGAUCUACGAUGGCAACCAUCACAAGAAGAGGGUGUUUUACAGAAGAAGAAAAAGGGAAAGAAAUGAGCGAGAAAAGAUGAUAAAUGAAAAUCAAUAUUGUACUUAUUUUGCCUUAAAAUGUUGUAGGCCUAUAUAUAUUGAUCUAUCCGGCCAUGCUAGAUAGUUGUGAUAUGGUUUAAGCCAACAAUGAAAAAAAAUGUUUUAAACAACUUUGCCGUCUUGUAACAUCAUAACUAAAUUUUGUUUUGCCAAUGGUAUCGGUUGUGAAAAUUAUGAAUGCUUAUGACAGGUUUUGACUUUUGAUGGCUAAAGCAACUGAUAUCAAUUGCAAGUCUGCAUAAAUUUACCUCGAGCUGAGAUUGUUUACUUUGCUCCAAUGUUCCUCAUGGCGAAAAAAGGUGUUCCCAUUCAAGUGACAAUCCUCAUGAUUUGCUGGCACAAAGGGACUGUCAUUAUGAUCUCCGAAGAUCUAUACGCGAGUUUCUGUUUUGAAAUAUUUUCAUUGUUGACAGGUCACAGUUAUUCUUGUUUUUUUAUGUUUUAAUUCAUCGCGAGAUAAAAUGAAAGAGUAUCUUAAAAAACAUAUUGGCAAAAAAUGCGAUUCCACAUUUAAUACUCAGGCAUUCGGCGACAUUUACUGCAGGUGACUAAAUUGUUAAGUAAAUUGUUUUUUAUUACAAAAAUGUGUGUUUUAAAACAUAAAAACAUGUACUUUAAAACAUAAAACGAUAUAGCUUUUAGCGGUUUUGAAUACGCAAUCUAUUAUGUAUAUCAGAAUUGAAUUUGAAUCGAAUCCAGUUUCCAAAUUCAUAACAAAAUAUAAUUAAAUAAUACAAGAAAUACGUUUGAUACAUACAGAAUGCAGAAGAUAAUGACAAUGGCAGUGAAUAAGAGUGAAAUAUGAAGGGACCUGCAUAAAAAGCAGGGAUUGUAACGUCUGCAGGUUCCUUACAAUACUUAUGAGAUGAGCAAUCAGAAAAAAUAGGUGCUAUUCACUACAUGCCAUGUUUGCAUGCAGCAUUGCUGUAUGUUUUGGACUGUAGCAUAUAAACACCCUUUAAUCAAUCAGAAUCUGAUCAGGGAAUUCCCUGAUCUGACCAGGGAUGUCUUCAUCACAAUCUUCAGCAUGAGAAGAGCAACAGCAGUGAUUGACAAACUAUUUCAACUAAGUUUGAUAAUGGAAAAUGCACACUGAUUGAGAUAACAUGUCAUGCUUGUCAACUUCGUGCAUUUCAACAACUGCAUUUUUUGUUUCAUUUACUGUUCUUGUUAGUAAGUAAAUGAGGUAAAGUUAAUUCACUCCCGGUCUAUUGGCAUAAAAAAUAAAUUUCAAAUGGUCAAGUUCGCUUUGACAAAAGUGUGAUACACUGAUGUGCAUCUUAUAUCAUUUUCUUUCAGGUUAACGCACUGGUUCCCCUAUCAAUCAGCAAUGAAAUGCAAUUCUGGAUAUAUCUUGCCCUGUUGAGCCUGGGUAUAUCGGGGAAAUGUCCCUGAUCGGAUGCUCAAUGUUAAGAUGGGUGUUAACCUAUGGUGUUAACAUGUUUUACGGACAAUACAUAAAUUCAACAGUGGAACGCGCUGAAAUGCACCAGUUUCGCAACAGGAUGUGUAUUCAUGACUGCUGAAGCGAGACCACUUAAAUGAUAAGUGCCACCCCAACAAAAAGUUGAUUUGAAUAAAAAGAGAAAAAUGCAUCAAGCACAACACUGAAAAUGUCAUC
Messenger RNA from Lytechinus variegatus (green sea urchin), 2868 nucleotides. RefSeq names its product alpha-tocopherol transfer protein-like (gene ttpal). Lineage: Eukaryota; Metazoa; Echinodermata; Echinoidea; Temnopleuroida; Toxopneustidae. Gene Ontology annotation, molecular function: phosphatidylinositol bisphosphate binding. The coding region runs from base 354 to 1214 and encodes 286 amino acids. Gene Ontology annotation, cellular component: membrane. The record is from RefSeq and is a predicted model, not a curated record. The transcript is spliced from 4 exons.